UAUUAAAUAAAAAGAAUUAAUUAAGCAAAAGUAGAAAAAGUAUUACAGUCUUAAAGGUCAUUCACUUCUUGCUUGUAUACAUUUUAUUGUGCACAUUUUUGCAAUAAAUACAAGAGGAAUUAUAGAUUUAAUUGAUCCCAUUAUGCAUUUGGAACAGGUUUGUUGCAGACAAGAUGGGUGGCACGGUUGUAAGAGAGCAACUACAUAACUUUUGCUGGGAACUUGACAUGAGUGAAAUAGAAUUUGAACUGAAAAGCAACAUUGUGCCUAUCACAAAAAUCAAAAGAGGGACAUUCUAUCACAGAGCUUUACUUUUCAAGGUGAUAGCAGACAGAGUCGGCAUUGGCUGUAGUUUAGUUCGUGGCAAGUAUAACAGAGCUUGGAAUGAAGUUCAGUUGGUUGAACACUCUCCCAAAGGGCUUCUGCUUCCUCCUCAAGAGUAUAUUGUAGAUCUAAUGUUUGAACCAGGCCAUUUGCUAAAACAAGGAAGUGCACAUGCUGAUCAAUACAAAUGUAUUUAAUCAUCUUGAUGAAUUUCACCAAAAUAAAUAUUUUAAAUAUGUUUGCAGUGCUGUAUUUAUGGAACAUGAGGGGGUUCAUAUACAGCUAUCAAAAAGAAGCAUAUCUGGUAUGUUGUUUUAAAGGUUUAAUUAAAUGUGGCUUUCAUAUCUAGCUUCAGUGCUUAGAAAUUUUGUUAAUUUU
Lonchura striata (white-rumped munia) is the source of this 702-nucleotide messenger RNA. NCBI's taxonomy places the organism in Eukaryota, Metazoa, Chordata, Aves, Passeriformes, Estrildidae. The record is from RefSeq and is a predicted model, not a curated record.